Bemisia tabaci is the source of this 542-nucleotide messenger RNA. NCBI's taxonomy places the organism in Eukaryota, Metazoa, Arthropoda, Insecta, Hemiptera, Aleyrodidae. The record is from RefSeq and is a predicted model, not a curated record.
CCAUUGAUAAACUUGUUGAGUUAAAAUCCAACAAAACAUCAAAUCGGGGAAUGUAUCGAUUUUCUAAAAAGAAAGGAUCUUUGCAAAAUGGCAGUCGCAGCACUAGUCCUUAUCAUCAGGAUUCUGAUGACUCGUUGGAGGAAAUGCCUCUGUCGCCUCCUCGUCUCUCUCCGGUAUCUGCUUCUCCUGUCGCCUCUCCAUCUUUGCCAUCAUCAUCUCAAAAACGAAAAGUUGGUCGUCCUAGGAAACAUACGGAUAACAACUUCAAUAAUCUUACGGAAACUUUAGUCUCAAAAACUCCUAGAGUUACUUCUAAAAAUAAUCUAGUCGGCUUAAUAAUAAGUAGUAAAACUCAUCAAAACUUACGCUUCAAAUGUGAUAAAAGCUCAGUCAGCAGUGAAAAAUGCUUCAAGCAGACUCUAAGUCGUGAUGGUUCGCCUGUAAAUAGGCUGAGUGGGACUUCAAAGAUCUCCUCUAGCAUCUCGAGUGAUCACGACGAAGAGUAUAAACCAAACAAAAUUCGUCCAAAACUAAAAGCUGAA